This is a messenger RNA of Serendipita indica DSM 11827, 1545 nucleotides long. The record is from the annotation of a GenBank genome assembly. Lineage: Eukaryota; Fungi; Basidiomycota; Agaricomycetes; Sebacinales; Serendipitaceae.
AUGCAGAUUCGACUUGCAAUAUUCGUGUAUCUGAUCCAUAUUGUCUGGGCUCAACUCACGACAUGGGACAAUCAGCUGUUUGAUUUUGGAUGGCUCCCAUACGAGCCCACUAUCGUGCGUUGCUCGAAUAUCAAUAUUACAUGGACGGAACGCUCUACGUCAAAUCCACAUAGUCAAGCCCCGUAUUCUAUCCACGUUCUCAGAGCUGGCUAUCAGCCUAUUCUCAUCGGAACAUCGUCGACCACGGCCUAUGCCUGGAACGUUCAGCUGCCCACCGGUGGCCCGUACUUGCUGUACAUGACGGAUGCGAAUGGGUAUACCGGUGGCAAUUCGCUCAUCUUCCAGGUCACAAACCCGGCGAGCGGCACAUGUGGAACAACCUCAAUGACCGAGACAACUCUGAAGCUUACGGACUCUGAUGAGACCGCCGAAUGUUCGACCAUUACUUUUACAGCCGAAGAAGGGACGGCGCCGUACAACAUGCAAGUAAUGGUAUCCCAGCGACCUCCAAAGACAACGACCUGGACCUCCUCUCAAAUGGCGUAUCUCAUCGACGUUCAACCGAGUGAACAAUUCUUUGUCAAGGUCGUGGACGCAAAGGGAGCCGUAGGCUUGUGCGGUAUCUAUACCGUUACCACUGGUCGUACGUCUUGCUACAACGUUGCAUCGACCGUUACCUCUGGAGCGACCCCAACGACCCUUUCUUAUGUGGCUACGAAUACUUGGACCGACCCAUCUACAAGCGGUACAGCGACGCGCUCCACAACUGAUGUGGUUAUCGCCAACACAGACACGGUAACAAUCACCAGCUUUAUAACAUUGCCCGGAGGGAGUACUACCAUGGUCGAGGUUGCGCCCGGCUCACAGGCUACUGUUGCAUCGGAAGUGACUCUGCCGCCAUCCAACAAGACGAAUAAUCUUCCGGUCAUUGUUGGGAGCGUAGUUGGAGGCGUCGGACUUGUCCUUGUCCUCUUGAUCCUGUUUAUUCUCCACAGACGACGAACAGAGGCAGCGAAGAAACGACUACAAGAACAACAAGAGGCCUUUGAUCGACGUCGCUUGUCUACCGGCCCAGAUCAACCGCCCCGCCCUCAGCCGUACCAGAUCAACGGUCAUAACCGACCAGUCAUGAGCGCGCGUGAAAGCGCCCCACUGCUUUACAGUGACCCGAAUCCGUCGCAUACCAACUCGCCGUCACCGCCUGCUACCUCUAGCUUUUAUGGUGAUAAUGGCACGGGACGAGUGUCUGGGGCAGAAUACGCGCCGUGGGCUCAUCCAGCGCCGGUAGUAGGUCACCCUCUAUCGCCUGAAAACAGUGGAUUCAGCAGUGUCCCGCCUACGCGCUCUGCGAUGCACCAGCAGCUCCCUCCUGGCGCCGCGCCUGCUGCGCCCCCUCCGCAGUCGUUGUUUGUGAUGAAUGAUAGCCAGGGUAGUAGUACGGGGAAAGCCAAACCGUCUAUUUCAGGGAGUUAUUCGGAAAAGGCGACGUACCGAUCGUCGACGGCGAAUAAUCCAUCUGUGCCCGCGCCACCUCCCUAUCAAUGA